AUGAACUCGAGUGCUGCCGGAACUGCGGCUUUUGCAUUUAUUGCCUUCUUCUUAUUGAUACCAGCUUUUAUAUGGCAUGGCAAGUGUAGGAAUAUUGCUGCCACAUUAUUGAUAUUUUGGUUAAUGUUGAUCGACUUGAUUGGGUUUGUCAAUACAAUGAUAUGGAGUGGUGCAGAUUUUGACCAAGUUUACAGUGGCAAAGGGUGGUGUGACCUUACAUUAAAGUUGGAAGUAGGAGCUUCGAUAGGCAAGUUAUGUGCCAUCACUUGCAUUUCAAUGAACUUGUACAUGAUACUAUGCGCUCAAAAACCCAUCUUUAUGGACUCAAAGAGUUGGAAAAAGAUUGUUAUUGAUUUGGCAAUAUGUCUCGUUUUCCCCAUAUUUAUCAUGUGUGUUAAUUACAUCAUACAAUCACGAAGAUUUGCAAUUCUCAGGUAUCGUGGAUGUUCUGCAAUUUAUUCCAAUACAAAUGCUACAAUAGGAUUGUACUUGAUCUGGCCUAUAAUCUGGAGCUUUAUAGCAUUUGUCUUUGCUGCUCUAACAUUAUACAAAUAUAUUCAAAAAAGAAAGGAUGUCAAGGAUAUAUUGAUGUGCACAAACUCUGGAUUGAACAUUAAACGUUUUGCACGGCUUUUGUUAUUCUGUGUGUUGGUCAUAUUUGGAAUGAUGCCUCUUGCUAUUUUCUAUUUUGUUGACUCCGUCGGGACAAUCCGGGAGCCCUUCCAUUGGUCUCAAGUGCAUGAUGACAAGCUUUGGGGUGUAAUUGAAUACUAUGAUUUUGGCUACAUCACCGUUGCAGAUAAGCUAGUUAACUCAAUGCUAUCAAUUAUUGCGUUCCUAUUGUUCGGGCUAGGUUCAGACGCACUACAAAUGUACAAGUCCUUGUUCAGAAAGUUCUCCCAGAACACAGUUACAGAAACAUUGCCAUUGUCGAAACAAUCUACAUAUGUUCAAAAUGGUGGAACACCUACAAAAUUCAACUCUCCCAAUUCUCAAUUCAGUCGAGGUACAAAUUUCAGUGACCCUACUAUGCGUGAGUUUGAUGAUUUUACCGAUGUCAUCAAGGACUUGGGUAUCGAUCAGACUGAUGUAGCACGCAAUGUCGAUCAAGAAAAGGGGGCAACUUCGCUUGUUGAGUGCGAUGAGAAAGGUUUGGGAGGUGACUUUUUGUACACCUACGAGGUGAAGCAAAAGCCUUGA
Molecule: messenger RNA, 1200 nt
Organism: Lodderomyces oxycetoniae
Lineage: Eukaryota; Fungi; Ascomycota; Pichiomycetes; Serinales; Debaryomycetaceae
Gene: STE3
Product: Ste3p
Exons: 1
Coding region: 1-1200 (399 amino acids)
Biological process (GO): G protein-coupled receptor signaling pathway
Cellular component (GO): plasma membrane
Molecular function (GO): mating-type factor pheromone receptor activity
Source: RefSeq, a predicted model, not a curated record